This is a messenger RNA of Caenorhabditis auriculariae, 4293 nucleotides long. The record is from the annotation of a GenBank genome assembly. Lineage: Eukaryota; Metazoa; Nematoda; Chromadorea; Rhabditida; Rhabditidae.
AUGGCUCGGACUGUUGUGCUGUCGGUCGUUCUGCUCCUCGGCGUCGUCAGCGGCCAUUUCCUCCCGCCACAACACUCGUGGCAUCACAUGAACAGUCAACGACCGAGCGAAGAGGUUAAUAUAUAGCCUAUUCCGCGCCAGCUUGUCACGUUUUCCUUCCCGCCAAAAAGACCGUAUACCGAAUUAGAUCAAAUUUCUGCUUUUAUAACGGUAAAAAAAAGGUCUUGAAGCGAAAGUUGGUUAAAUUUGACCUGACCUUUUGGCGGAAAGAAAAACGUGACAAGCUGGCGCGGAAUGGCCUAUAACGCAUUCCGCGCUAGCUUGUUGAAAAAAACCUGUAUUUACGGUAUUUUUUUUUCGCUGUUGUUUCAAAACGUGAUUGUCGCGCGCGGAACACAUAAUGAGGAGCAUAUUCUUUUUGCACAAGUUCUUUUUUGGGAAGUUUGAUGUAUGAAAAAAAUUUCAGCGAAAGUUCGAACGGCGACUUUUCCGAUUUUUUCGUAUCGCUAGGGAACUUUCCGACGGCCACCUUUUCGCUGAAUCCCUUUCCGAAUUUUUUCCCUCAUAUUUUUUUCGGUUUAUAAACAUCUAUUAACUUUUUUUUAUAUUUCUUUGUGUUUUAAACGUGAAUGAAUUGCCUACUUCAUAUAGGAAGAUUAAAAAAACGAAGAUAUUAUCAAGAAAAAAAAUGUCGGAACCAAUUUCGUCGGAAAGAUGGCCGUCGGAAAGUUCCCUAGCGAUAUGAAAAAAUCUGAAAAGUCGUCGUUCGAAUUUUCGAUGGUUUAUUUUUAUACCACCGUUUGAUUUUAAAACUUCUGAUUAUUUUAAAUUAUUCAAUCCAACACGUAGUUUUUCUUAUUUUUUCUUAUAAGAGUCAUUAUUUUUUUUUUCGAAUAUUUUUCUAAAAGUUGAGUUUAAAGAAAACUAUAACUCUUUCUACAUCAGCUUGUCACUUUUUUUGUUUUUUCAAAAGACCGUGUUCCAAAUGAGAUCAAAUUUGAUUUAAACUGGCUUCAAUAAUUUUGCUUUUUUUUUGCAGUCGUGUAAAGCAAAAGUGCAAAAAAAAAAAAACUGUUUCUACGGUAUCCGUUUUUAUGCUGUUCUUAUAGGUCAUUCCGCGCUAGCUUGUCACGUUUUUCUUUCCGCCGAAAGGCCAGGUCAAAUUUAACCAACUCUCGCUUCAAGACCUCUGUUUCUUGCCGUUAUAAAAGCAGAAAUUCGAUCUAAUUUGGUAUACGGUCUUUUUAGCGGGAAGAAAAACGUUACAAGCUGGCGCGGAAUAGGCUAUACAACUCCUACGAAGAAGAUUCAGGUUGUCUCAUCCAGUGAUGCCGAGCUCCUUUCAGAAGACGUGCCAGUCGAAACCUCCACGGAAGCUUCUGGCCUUGGAGCCUCAGAAAAAGAUGACACUGGUUCGUCUAACGUCCAUAAUCUUGAUUGACUCGGAGUUUCAGACUGCACGGGGAAGACUGACGGCGUCUACCCCAUCAACAGCUGUUCGACCAAGUUCCUGACGUGUUCUGGCGGCAUCGCCCGCAUCAUGGACUGUCCGGCGCAGUUGGUCUACAACAACGAGUUCCUGGCCUGCGACUAUCCUAUGGCCGUCGCCGGUUGCUCAUCCGAUGGCAGUACUUCGCUCCCACCUAGCAGCUCUUCUGUCCAGCCUGAGACGUCAACCGAGGCUGACGUCACCAGCACCGAGGAAGUCGAAUCGACGACGACGUCGCGCCCCACUACCUGUUCGGUAUGUCUUGUGUGUUACUCGUGGAUAAAGCUUCUAAUAAACAUCAAAUGAUGGGCUGGAUUUAAGAUUUCUCCAGUUAAGACUUUUUGACAUUUUUUCUUUGCACAUAUAGUCUGUUCAGAUUUUGAAUGUCAAGAAGCUCACUCCGCCCCUGCUGAGACGGUUCCUUUUCGCGUCGAUGUUUCAUCGCGCGGGACUAAUUUUGAUCUUUUUCGAUCUAAAAGAUAGAAAAAGAAGUCAAAAAAGCAGCCUUAUUAAAGGACCAUUGGCAUAUGUAGAUAAAACAUUGACGCGAAAGAUAUUGUAGCCUUGGGGGUGGAGUUAGCUGCUUGACAUUCAAAAUCUGAACAGACUAUACCGUCCUUUGUAACGUUAACAAAUUCAACCCUUUUUCCCAUAAUAAUUAAAUUCCCUUUUUUCCAAAAGUUAGUGUUUCAAUUAUAUCUUAGAACUCAGUCAUAAACUGUGUAGAAGUUUAAUGGCGUAUAGAUGCAAUCGUCAUUCUCUUUUUUAACUGAUUCAAAAAACCUCUGAUUGACUCACUGGAAGUUUUUUUCUUUUCGAAUAAUUAGUUGUGACUGGUCGCUAUGAGUUUUUUUUUUCUUUAUACCAAUGAUUUUCAGACAGAGGACGGCUUUUUCUCGUUCGGCCGCUGCAGCGACAAGUUCACGGCCUGCACGAACGGACGCUCGAUCGAGAUGUCGUGUCCUGCACAGCUCGCCUUCGAUGAGCAACGCCAACUUUGCGACUACCCUCUGGCCGUUCCUGAGUGCGCCAACGGUACGGUUUCUGUGAGCCUUCUUGACGAGCAAUCUUUCUUGGGCAAGUUCAGAACCUCAUUAGUCCGUGUGGGGUCGUCUAAAACAAAUUUGAGGGAAUGGGGAAUAAGGAAUAAGCAAUUUUUUAAUCAGGGAGUUUUGAUAGAAAAAAGUUUUAACCUUAUGAAUUUUUCACCUUAAUUCAAGAAGAGUUUGAAAUAGGAGCCUCUGAAAAUCGUCUACCCAUGUAUGAAAUCAAUAAAAUGUUCACUCCCUCAAAAAAAAAGCAGAGCUUUUUCAGCAAAUGCAUAAGGUUUCCUCAUAAUUUCAGGAUUUCUCAUAGACUUAAAAAAAAUGUUUUCAUUUUUUAGACUUGGCUUCCAAGAGCGUAUAGUCUGUUCAGAUUUUGAAUGUCAACCAGCUAACUCCGCCCCUGCUGAGACGGUACUUUUUCACGUCGAUGUUUUAUCGCGCGGGACUAAUUUUGAUCUUUUUUCUAAAAGAUAGAAAAAGAAGUCAAAAAAGCAGCCUUAUUAAAGGACCAUUGGCAUAUGUAGAUAAAACAUUGACGCGAGAUAUUGUAGCCGUGGGGGUGGAGUCAGCUGCUUGACAUUCAAAAACUGAACAGACUAUAAUCAUCAUUUAUCCUUCAAAAAAUGAUGCAUAAAUAUGCUAAAAUUUUCCCUCUGCUGUCGAUUUCGUCCAUUGACACUGAAGUCUGUGAAAAUGUUUUUCAGAAAAUUGUAAACUAAUUCCCAAAACGAAAAGUUCGCAAAAGUUGCCAAUUUCUACAAAUUUCAGUAUGGCGAGUAUUCAGAGAGUGAGAGCAAGUUUUUUGAAGUUCCAAGGUCUAUUUUACAGAAAUAAGCUUUGCGAACUCUACAAUACGAAAGUUUACAGGAGCCAGCUUCGACGAGCCUUCGACGGAAGUUGCCCCCAGCAGCAGCACUGAAAUCGAAGCUUCUGGAUCUGAAUCCAACGAGGCUUCUGGAAAUGGAAGCGGCUACGAGUACGGUAGCGGAGAAAUGAUUGGCAACGAUGUUCCUUCGGUAAUCAAAUCAGUUUUUUUAAGCCUAAACUUGGGUUUUCAGUCCACUUCCUCUUCUGAUUACGGUUACGGCAGUGGCAAUGGAGACGAACAAACUGGAAACGACGCUCCUGAGGUUUUUCUUCCAACUUUUGAACUUAAAAUUCAAAAUUAUUUAGACUACUUCUGGCUACUACUAUGGAAGUGGAAACGGAAGCGAAGAAGCCGUUGGAAACGACGUUUCUGAGGUAGUGUCAAUGAAAGUGAAUAAUGGGGUUUUCCGAAGCCAGUACUGUGUGAUGAAUGAAUAGAAACCAAAAAGAAAGUUUGUUCCAAUGAGUCUUUUGCUGAACGAUUUUCAAGCCUUUUCAAAACUAUUGGUUAACAUUUAGAGCUACUGUCAGUCUAUGAUGGCAUGAAUAUUCAAUUGAUUUUAUGUCGUAUUCAGAAUAAUUCCGCGAGAUUCAAUAUUCAACGAAAAUAGAAUUCGUUAUAUGAAUAUAGCCUCUGAGUAGAUUCUUAACUUUUGGCGUUUGCAGUCGACCGGAUCAAACUACGGCAAGAGCAGCAGCCGAUCUGCAGCCAACGACUCUUCUGAAAAACGAUGCGUCGACGGCGUGCAAUCGACCGGCCGCUGCUCGGCGUCUUUCCGCCAGUGUAUCGACGGCCGUCUUUACUCGUUCCAGUGCGACCAGGGCAAGCUGUUCUCGAAGCGAACCGGCUCCUGCAGACCUCUAUCCGACCUCCCCGAGUGUGCCUACUAA